Messenger RNA from Drosophila mauritiana, 858 nucleotides. RefSeq names its product larval cuticle protein 16/17 (gene Cpr12A). Lineage: Eukaryota; Metazoa; Arthropoda; Insecta; Diptera; Drosophilidae. The transcript is spliced from 2 exons. Gene Ontology annotation, molecular function: structural constituent of chitin-based larval cuticle. Bases 135 to 665 code for a protein of 176 amino acids. Gene Ontology annotation, cellular component: chitin-based extracellular matrix. The record is from RefSeq and is a predicted model, not a curated record.
AGAAAACAACGCGCGACAGCACACACACAGUCCACCUGCGUAGCCCAAACAUCCCACACAUCCCACCACCACCCAUAAAUCACAUUACAUCCAUACAUCCACACACACACACAUUUGCACCGAUCCGAGUUAAAAUGGCCACUUCCGGUUCGAUCCUGCUCGCCAUCUUCCUGCUCAGCGCCACCCUCAUUUCCGCCCAGCAGAUCAAAGAGUCGGCGCCCAGUGCGCGAUUACUAGAUCGAUUCGAUAACCGAUACCCCGACGGCAGCUACGAGUAUCGAUUCGAGUUGGACGAUGGAACAGCUCGCUAUGAACGCGGAUAUUUCGUUAAGAUCAACGACGUGAAGACCCUGAUGGUCGUGGGCUACUAUGCCUAUCGAAUGACCGACGGGCGUUACAUCACCGUGUUCUACAAUGCCGAUCAGUUUGGCUAUCGACAGAAUCAGUCGAUCACGCCGCAGGAAUAUCCCAAUCUGCCGCGCUCCAUCGAGGUGCCCAUGGUCAGCGAGGCAUCUGCGGCAUCUGCGGCAUCCGCGGCAUCCGAUGGCGUCUCCAGUUCCCAGUCCCAAUCCCAGUACCAAUCCCGUCUGGAUGUCCAUGGCAACCCCUCCAUCACGACGACCACGCCCCGGGGGGCGGGGACAAAUCUUAGGGGCCGCUACUGAGAGUUCGUAAUUGCACACCAUGCCCAUUAUUAUUAUUGGCUCCCUACAUCGUUUUUUAUACCUUGUCUUUUUUUUUUUUAAUUUUGUGCCCCCGACUACUCGUAUUAUAUUAUUAUGAAUUUAAUUUCUGUCCACAUUUUUGUUGUGUUCAAUGAAAUGGGAUUAAAAAAUAAUAAAAAUUUAUUAAGGCAAA